Molecule: messenger RNA, 1020 nt
Organism: Ziziphus jujuba (common jujube)
Lineage: Eukaryota; Viridiplantae; Streptophyta; Magnoliopsida; Rosales; Rhamnaceae
Product: heat stress transcription factor B-2a
Exons: 2
Coding region: 192-860 (222 amino acids)
Biological process (GO): regulation of transcription by RNA polymerase II
Cellular component (GO): nucleus
Molecular function (GO): RNA polymerase II cis-regulatory region sequence-specific DNA binding; DNA-binding transcription factor activity
Source: RefSeq, a predicted model, not a curated record
AGAAAUUUUGUUGUGGCUAAAAGUUAAUAUCUCUGUCUAAAAAAGUUGCAUGACAAGCAAGAAACUUAAAGAAAGUGCAAAGGAGGAGGAAACAGUCCGCAACUGCCACGUAAGGGGACUAGCUAGCUAGCGGUUUCCUUGUCCUAUAAGAAGGAGGCCGUACAGAAGAAUAAAGAGUUUUGGUGCUAAACAUGGCAGCACAUCAAAUGGGGGCUUCAGUGUCGCCGAACCAGACGUUGGCGGCAGGGCAGUCUCCGAAGACGAAGACUAGCCCGGCUCCAUUUUUGUCGAAGACAUACGAUUUGCUUGAGGAAGGCGGUGGGGGAGAUGAUGAUAUUGAUCAAGGAAAGAAAAUUGUUUCAUGGAAUGCGGAAGGAAGUGGAUUUAUAGUAUGGUCUCCGGCGGAGUUCUCAGAGCUGAUGUUGCCUAAAUAUUUCAAGCACAACAAUUUCUCAAGUUUCAUUCGCCAGCUUAAUACCUAUGGAUUCAAGAAAACAUCAUCAAAAAGAUGGGAAUUCAAGCACGAGAAGUUCCAGAGGGGAUGCAGGGACAUGCUAGUAAAGAUCACCAGGAAGAGAUGUGAACCAAGUGUAUUUCCUGCGUACCUAAGGGCCGCUAACGAUGACAGUGCAGCCAUAGCAGCAACAGUAGAGGAGAAUAAUAAUCGGUUGCUGCUGAUGGAGGAGAACAAGAACUUGAGGAGAGAGAGGUUGGAAUUAGAGAUGGAAUUGGCCCAAUUCAAAUCACUUGAAAUUAAGUUGUUGGAUUGCCUUGCUCACUACGUGGGAGACAAUCACAUUAAUAAAUUUAGAAGGUUAUGUAGUGGUAGUACUACUACUUCUGAGGAAAAUUAUAAGUGAUCAAAAAGGUUUUUCAAUAUUUAUGUUUGUGAUCUCUUAAAUAUCAGUAAUAUGUAAAUGCAUAUUUUCCCUUUUGAGUUUCUUUUAGGCUUUCUUAACUUUAUUAUAUAGUUUUUAUGAUUUUCAAUCAAAGAUUGUCCAUGUGGGUUUUUUCGUUUGA